Molecule: messenger RNA, 888 nt
Organism: Diatraea saccharalis (sugarcane borer)
Lineage: Eukaryota; Metazoa; Arthropoda; Insecta; Lepidoptera; Crambidae
Source: the annotation of a GenBank genome assembly
AUGUCGUGUUCGCAGAGGCAGAUGGCGAUCGAACGAUGCGUCGCUGAGGGCGCGCGACCCCCCGCCACCGCCGCCGCCCCCGCUACACUCCCAGAACCAGAACCGCAAACGAGCGUCAUCACACUCGAGCACACCGAGCACCAUGACUCCACGCUCUACCGGCUAGAAAAAGGCUGCUAUUUACAAUUCAGUCCGGGCCCUAGUCUACUGGGGCGAAAGGUGUUUCUGUAUACAAAUUACGUAGUGACCGACGGCGAUGAGAGUAAAAAUGGAGAGGCAGAAUUCGUCCGCAACCAAUACUACGGGCUGGAGUGGCGGCGCGGCUCGGGCGGCUCGGGCGACUGGGGCGGCGCGGGCGAGGGGGCGGCGGGGGCGGCGGGGGACGAGGCGCUCGGCUGCGGCGUGCUCGUCACCGACACCGACCUCUACUGCGAGCUGCGGCUGCAGCGCGCCGGCUCCUUCCACUACUACUUCGUCUACGACAGCGCGCAAAGCUGCGGUCGUGUGUCCCGCAGGGAGUCGAGCGUGGGGCCGCAGGGGUCGGGCUGGUUCCAGGUGAGCCCGACGCUGCGGGUGGGUGGGGGGGAGGUGGUGCCGCUGGACGGCGUGAUGUGCCAGACGGUGCUGGCCAAGUGCCUGGGCCCGCUGUCUCGCUGGGAGGCUACGCUGCAAGUGGCGCACGACGCCGGGUACAACAUGAUACACUUCACGCCCGUGCAGGAGUUAGGCGCGUCGAACUCGAGCUACAGCAUCGCCAACCAGCUGCGGCUGAACCCCGCGUUCGGCGCGGACGCCUCCUUCGCCGACGUCGAGAACCUCGUCACCAAGAUGCGCACCGACUGGAAGUGUCUGUUGCAACUCAAUCUAGUACGGUUCGCACCUCGUUGA